Molecule: messenger RNA, 1683 nt
Organism: Striga hermonthica
Lineage: Eukaryota; Viridiplantae; Streptophyta; Magnoliopsida; Lamiales; Orobanchaceae
Source: the annotation of a GenBank genome assembly
AUGUGCCGUUUGAGGUUCAAACUUUUGUUCCAAACGGCCACGCGCGACCGUCAGAGGCCGUUUAAGAAAAUAGUCGCAAUCCCAACCCCCGAACUAACGGCGCCGUCAUUAACCCCCUUCGGCUCCAGGUUUCGAUUCGAGCUUGUUCUUCGGCCAAUUCAUGAGGUAUUCAUGGCAGUGGUUAGACGUGAUGAAUUAUUACUUGAGAGCAAGGAAUUCAUAGCUGCCUCGAGCUCGUCGGCUUCGGAGAACAGCAGCAGCGUCGUGGUAAAAUCUCCCGGGAUAAGCAGUCCAUCUAGUACUUCUCCAGCUCAUAGAAGAACUACAGGCCCAAUUAGAAGAGCAAAAGGAGGUUGGACAACGGAGGAGGAUGAUACGUUAAAAAAAGCAGUUGCAUCUUUUAAAGGGAAGAGUUGGAAGAAAAUAGCUGAGUUCUUUCCGGAUAGAUCGGAAGUGCAGUGCUUGCAUCGAUGGCAAAAAGUUCUGAAUCCAGAACUUGUUAAAGGUCCCUGGACUCAAGAGGAAGACGACACAAUCUCAGAACUGGUUGCAAAAUAUGGUCCUACAAAAUGGUCUGUCAUAGCAAGGUCAUUGCCCGGUAGAAUUGGGAAACAGUGCCGUGAGAGGUGGCACAAUCAUUUGAAUCCACAUAUUAAGAAAGAUGCUUGGACUUUGGAGGAAGAACUUACUCUGCUUAAUGCUCAUCAGGUUAAUGGAAAUAAAUGGGCGGAAUUGGCUAAGCUUCUACCAGGAAGGACUGACAAUGCAAUCAAGAAUCACUGGAACAGCUCUCUGAAGAAGAAGCUCGAUUUCUAUCUUGCUACAGGAAAUCUUCCUCCAGUUACUAAGAAUGCCUCCAUAGAAGCUGCCAAAGAUGCCGAAGAAAUCAAUCGGACCACUUCAGAUGGAGAACUACAUCUCGACUCGACUAAAUCAGAUUCAGCCAUCUUAGCCUCAACAUCACCUACUGCUUCAUAUAAAAUUCAGAAUGGGAAGGAUAAUAACCUGCCAGAAAUUGUAACCAAAGAUGACGUGUCCGAAUUCGAGAGGCGUGAAAUAACUGGAAAUAUCGAUGAAUAUCGUAUUACCGGAGCAGCAUACACUCCGAUACGUGGUGCACUGUACUAUGAGCCACCAAUUAUCGACAAUUGCAAUCAGCUGGAUGCACAUCUUGCAAAUAUAUCCUUGAUACAUUCGAAAUCAGAUUUUAGCCCCACUAAGUCGCCCAUGAUUUAUUUCACUCCACCCGGCUCGAAUUUUAGAAGACCCUGUGCACAAACCCCAGAAGAUAUACUAAAAAUUGCGGCAAAAAGCUUUCCAAAUACGCCGUCUAUACUGCGGAAGAGAAAGUCCAAAACCGAGCCGAAGGACAUAUCUAAUGGCGAGCAUAAUAGUGACAUCAUCAAUAGUACCAAGAUAACUGGGGGAAAAGAUGGUUCAGAGCUUGCUUGUGAUGACGACGACAGGUUAAGCUGUCGCAAGUCGUUUAAUUCAUCUCCUCCGUAUAGAUUGAGUUUCAGAAGGACUUCGGGACGUAAAUCAGUUGAGAAGCAGCUCAAUUUUGCGAUUAGCUUAGAGCAAGAGGGUAAGGACCAGAAUGCAAAUUCUGGAGAGUUUGAGGAGGUCAAACAGAUGAUCCCUCCUGCAACAAAGUUCGUCUACACGCGUCAUAGGCGAGGGUAA